CUAUUACUUGCUUACAAACUACAAAGUGUAUUUUUAUAUUUUGUUAGUUACUGUGGUCAAUUGGAAAGCACAGAGCGCUUUUCUAGUAUGUUUUGACGACCUAUUUGCGUGUCUAUCAUUAUUAUUCUUUUUAACUUCUGAGUUGGAAGUACAUAUCUCAUAUGUUCAUUGUGAGUUUCAAAAUUACUGGAAAUGGAUUCUUCUUCCAUCGUUAGCUUCAACAAUGACUCUACUUAUCAGUGCACAGCAAAGGGAGAUUACAACAAUUUUAGUGUUCAUGAAUUAGCUCUACAUGCUAUGCGAGAUAGGUGCUUGCUUCUUCAAAAACGAAUAAAUUCACUUGAGAGUGAUAAUAUGAAGUUAAGACUAGACCUUACUAAGAUUGAAGAUCAUUCAACUUAUAUUCCUUUGCAGGAUAAUGAAAAAUUUACUCUGCAACAAAAAAUUGCAGAACUUACAAAACAAAAAUCUCAACUACUGCACCAUGUAUUUAUGGUUGCUUGUGAAAAUAAGAAUUUGUGGACUAAAGUAGCUAGUAUAAGAUCUACCGAAAGAAAACAUAAGGAACUCACAAAGCAACCUUUAAUACGAACAAAUACUUAUAUUCAUAGCACACCAAAACUUGUGAGCCAAGAAAAGUGUUACGAACCAAGUUUGGAAGAGAUUUCAUUAAAAUUAAUAAAUAGCUAUAUACAAGAAAAGUCACAGUUAGUUGAGCAGUAUGAACAAAUGGUGGAGUUACAAGAGAUGGAUGAGAAGUUUGAUAUUUUGAAUGCUGACUCUAUUGGAUUUACAUAUAUGGAAGAUCCGGUUACUGAUUCAUUAAAAGAAAUUCAAUGUCAAACAGAAAAAUUAAUGGGACUUAAAAAAGAAGUUGCACAGCAAGAAAAAGAUUUAAAAACACUGUUAACUAGAAUUGAAAUAAUAUUGAGAGAUGGUUACAAAUGUUCAUCAUGUAUGUCUACAUAUACAGAAGAUAAAGAAACUGAAAUAUGUAGUCGCAGUGUCAAUUUUGGGACACAAACAGAUUCCAUACUGAUGGAAAGCAUAUUAUUGGAUAGAGAUGGUUUUCAGGAGGUACAUGAUAAUCACAAAACAAUUCAGCUUUGUGAUAAAAUAUGUCCAAUGUGUGGUGAAACAUUUAGAGAGGACAUUUUAUUUAAUAGAUUUCAAGCCCAUGUAGAAAGUCAUUUUGCUGCUGGAAAAGAAACUGAAGACAGUAAUAGUUAUUUAGAUAUCAAUUGAAUAAUAAGUACUUUGGAAAAAAAACAUUCAAGUUAAGGAAUUUGGUGAUCAAUUUAUCUCCCUUCUUGAAAUCUAUUUAUAGUUAAAUCUUUCUGAUUGAAUGUUUUGAUUUCAUUGUAUUUCAACUUCAAGUUAUUUCUGCGAUAGUUAAAAUUGUUAAUUUCUGUCUAGGAUGUAUGUCUUGAAUUCAUUUGUAUGUGAUUGAUAAAUUCAAUUUAAAUUUGUACCCCAUUAUUCAUAAUAGUCUGCUAACUUAAAGCAUUGCUAAUUCUCAGCCUGUCUUCUUCUAUUGACCUAAGUCAGAAUAAGAAAAAACACUCCUUAGCGGCUGUUUAAAGUUAGUGGACCAUUAUGAAUAAGGGGGCUAGUCUCCAAAUACUUAGAUUAUUAUUUAACCUAUAUCAUUUAGCUUGAAAUUGUAAUCUUACUGAAAUAAUUAUAAUGUAAAAAAAUUGGGCUAACAUCUAAAUUGGCAUAGGUUUUCUAUUACAAAUAAUCUGAUGGGGUAAUAUAAUUAAUUCUUGUGACUCAAUAUAUUGCCUCUACAGAUAUUUGAAUGUAGAGUUACCACAAUGAUAUAUUAAUAACUCAGGUAUUAAAUGAAAUUGAAUUUGUUACAAUCAAGCAAUUUCAAUGAGUGUUAAACAAUAUGAUUGUGCAGUUAUAGGUCUGAUAAAUAAGACUAGCACAUACUAAUAAAAUUACAUCUUCUAUCUGUGAAUAAACAGAUGUGAGAUCACACUUUUUACAAUAUACCUAAAUGUCAAUGUUAAAAAUGAAUUAUUAAAACUUAGGUGCACCAUUUUUGGCCACUUGGUAUGAACAUGCUACUAAAUAUUUAAUGUUAUCUAUACUUAAUAUUAUAAAGCUGUAGUGUUUGUUUGUUUGAACGCGCUAAUCUCUGGUACUACUGGUCUGAUUUGAAUGAUUCUUUCAGUGUUGGGUAGUCCAUUUAUCGAGGAAGGCUAUGUUUUUUUUUUCAAAAUUAGGGAUCCGUAAUAAAAUUGCUAUUUUGUAACUAUUGACAAUAGAACAAAAUGAUGUACAGGCUAUAAUAUAGGCAAUAUUUUAUUACUUAUAAAACUAUCGCGCGAAUUAUACUUUAUAUGGCAAAACAACGUUUGCCGGGUCAUAUGAUAUAUAAGUGUAAAUAACUAGCAGAAUUCUAAUACUAAAUAGUGAUUUGAAUCUAAGUAACUUAUAAACCAAAUUUAAUUAGUCUGCCAAACAAGAUUAUAGCAAUAUUAUUUUAUGUACUUAAGUAUGUCAUUGCUUCAGCCUGUUAUAUAAUAAUUAAUAGUAUUUUAGUUAAUCCAUAAUAAUUUUAUCUUAAUUACUUGAGUAAAAUUAUUCAGAUGUUGGUAAACAUUUGUUAACUUUUAUAUAUGAGCCAAAACAUAAAAUAAUACAUUAAUUAACAUUUUUAAUUAUUUCUAGUUUUAUGGCAUAUAGCAGUUGACACAAUUUUGUACAUAAUAAACUAAUAAUAAUAUGGGUCCAUGCAGUCCCAUUUCCAUUCCUAAAAUUUUUUAAGGUGUAGGUAUUUUUUAAUAUUUAAGUUAGGUAUGUCUAUAAGAAUUAAAGAUAUUUAUUUAAA
This is a messenger RNA of Leptidea sinapis, 2842 nucleotides long. RefSeq names its product protein spindle-F (gene spn-F). The record is from RefSeq and is a predicted model, not a curated record. NCBI's taxonomy places the organism in Eukaryota, Metazoa, Arthropoda, Insecta, Lepidoptera, Pieridae. The coding region runs from base 193 to 1245 and encodes 350 amino acids. The transcript has 2 exons.